Messenger RNA from Danio aesculapii, 1037 nucleotides. Its product is annotated as calcium/calmodulin-dependent protein kinase type II subunit beta. The record is from RefSeq and is a predicted model, not a curated record. Gene Ontology annotation, cellular component: neuron projection; cytoplasm. NCBI's taxonomy places the organism in Eukaryota, Metazoa, Chordata, Actinopteri, Cypriniformes, Danionidae. The annotation marks the transcript as partial. Gene Ontology annotation, biological process: protein phosphorylation. The transcript has 11 exons. Gene Ontology annotation, molecular function: ATP binding; calcium/calmodulin-dependent protein kinase activity; calmodulin binding.
AAGCCGAUCUCUGGCUCUGAAGGCGCAUUCAGUCGGCGAGAGCUCACGGUGCGGACGGUGGAGCCUCAGUCCAGCCCGAGCAGCCUUUAGUGCAGUCCUACACACACACUCACACUCACAGCUGGAAGAGGACAGACAUGGCAACCACAACAUGCACGCGCUUCACCGACGAGUACCAGCUCUACGAGGAGCUCGGAAAAGGAGCUUUCUCUGUGGUGCGCCGCUGUGCGAAGCUCUGCACGGGUCAGGAAUACGCCUCCAAAAUCAUCAACACCAAGAAGCUCUCAGCUCGAGACCACCAGAAGCUGGAGCGUGAGGCGCGGAUCUGCCGUCUGCUCAAACACUCCAACAUCGUGCGCCUCCAUGACAGUAUAUCAGAGGAGGGCUUCCACUACCUGCUGUUUGACCUAGUGACGGGUGGAGAGCUGUUUGAAGACAUUGUGGCCAGAGAGUAUUACAGUGAAGCAGACGCCAGUCACUGUAUCCAGCAGAUCCUGGAGGCGGUGCUUCACUGCCAUCAGAUGGGCGUGGUCCACCGAGACCUCAAGCCGGAGAACCUGCUCUUGGCCAGUAAAUGCAAGAACGCCGCCGUCAAGUUGGCAGAUUUCGGCCUCGCCAUCGAAGUACAAGGAGACCAGCAGGCCUGGUUCGGAUUUGCUGGAACGCCGGGUUAUCUUUCUCCAGAGGUGCUCCGGAAAGAAGCGUAUGGGAAACCGGUGGACAUCUGGGCUUGUGGAGUCAUCCUCUACAUCCUGCUGGUGGGAUAUCCUCCAUUCUGGGAUGAAGACCAGCACAAACUCUACCAGCAGAUCAAGGCUGGAGCGUAUGACUUUCCCUCCCCGGAGUGGGACACGGUCACUCCUGAAGCCAAAAACCUCAUCAAUCAGAUGCUGACCAUCAACCCGGUCAAGAGAAUCACAGCGCAGGAGGCUCUCAAACACCCGUGGGUCUGCCAACGCUCCACCGUGGCGUCGAUGAUGCACAGACAGGAGACGGUCGAGUGUCUGAAGAAGUUCAACGCCAGACGGAAACUUAAG